This is a messenger RNA of Globicephala melas (long-finned pilot whale), 876 nucleotides long. RefSeq names its product transmembrane protein 221 (gene TMEM221). The record is from RefSeq and is a predicted model, not a curated record. Lineage: Eukaryota; Metazoa; Chordata; Mammalia; Artiodactyla; Delphinidae.
AUGGCCAGGUCGUACGGCGGCCGGGUGCUGGCCGCGAUGAUCCUUUUGGGCAUCCCCGCGGCCGUGCUGGCGGCGCUGGGCGCGCAGCUGCUGUUCCAGCUGCAGGCGGGCCGCGCGGAACUUCGAGGACCGCGAAUCGACGUGGUGGGCCCGGAGCUGGGCGCCGGCCCUGGGCUGCCGGAGGACGCGGCCGGGGCGCUGCUGCCGCUGGCAGCCGCGCUCGCCGCGCUCGCCCUGGUGCUGGGUCUCACCUGUCUGCUUCUCGCCGCGCUCUGCGGCCACCUGGGCGCCGAGAUGGCGCGGGGACCGGGCUCCGGCAGGUCUGACUGGUUUCUCUAUGACUGCCGCCUCCUCAGACAUGUGGCCCUCGGCCUCUUCUGUUGUGGGGUCUCCGUCUACUUAGCAGCACUAUCCAUCUACGCCCUGCUUCUCUUCGAGAUCGAGACGGGUGCGGCAGCUGCCUCCAUCCUUGGCUUGGGUGCUCUGGUCCUGGUGGCGGCGCUGACCCACACUCUACUCCGGGCCGCCCGGGCCACCCGCCGUGGCCUCCAUGAGCUGUCCCCACCGCACUUUGAAGACGACCCUGUCUGCCCUUCUGAAGUCUCCAAGGCCAGCUCCAGGGCUCAGCCCCAGCAGGGUACCCAUCACUGGACCCCCUACUCAUCCUACCCAAAACCUGGGGACUCCCUCAGAUCCAUGGUUACUGCCACAACACCUGCAGCCAUAGGGGGAGGCCGGGAGGGCAGCCUGCCUGCAUUCCGCAUGCACCGGACACUGUCUGCCAGUGAGGGGCACUGGGAAGAGGUCACUCAUGAGAUGCGUAGCAUCCUGAGCCACAGGCCAGGGGGUUCAGGGAAGGACUCCACUCUGGUGUGA